AUGUUCCACGAAGGCAACUUACAGAGCGGCAUAGCUCGCGCUAUACAAGAGCAGAAGCUUGUCGGCUGCUUCAUUCAAGACGGCGGAACCGAGAGCACGACUUGGGAGAACGAGUGGUUGAAGAGCGGCUGGGCGAGUUUAUUGAGUCUGAUCGAACAGAAAGCCGUCCUGUUGCGCCUCGAGGCCGGAUCUACAGAGGCCGGUUUCCUCUCAGCCUUUUGCACCAUAUCGGAGAUCCCUACGUUUAUUGUAAUACAGAACGGACAGCUACAGGAACAACUCAGCAGCGGCAUAAGCCAGAAUGAGUUCAUCAAUCGCAUACGGAAAGUCUUAGGCGCUCCCCCAAUUCCAGGCACAGUGCAAUCCGCAGACAGUACACUGGCGGCAUCUACACCAGACUCAACACGUAUACCCACGCCAUCUCAGCCCACACCACCCGCCAACACACCCUCCGCACCGACACCGCCGCUUUCAUCAGUAGCGAAAGGCAAGCAGAAAGCCAAACCGCCAGCCACACAGCCCGAGCCGUCGACGUCGAAGGCUCAACAGUCUGCGAGAGAUGCGCUUCGAAAGAAGAAAGAGGAGGAGCGGGAGGAGCUUGCGCGGAUAAAAGCACGGAUCGAGGCGGACAAGGCGGAGCGCAAGGCACAAGCAGAAGCACGGAAGGCAGAACGCGAGAAGCUGGCGCAGUCGGAGCCUACGACGUCACCGUCAUUUACGGUGGCGAGCUCACGAGGUUCAAAUGCGAAGGAAGUGCACCUCAACGUGCGCAUGUUCGAUGGCGCAACUAUUCGCUCUACAUUCCCACGAACAGCGUCGUUACAAGACGACGUGCGACCAUGGAUAGAUCGGGAGUUCACAACGAGAGCGGCAAACGCCAACGAGCGACAACCACCGUACUACUUCAAGCAGAUACUCGCACCACUACCGAGUCGCGAGCUCUCCGCUGGCGAGGAAAGUCAGACACUAGGCGACAUUGAUCUCGCACCAUCAGCGACGCUCGUACUUGUACCUGUCAAAGGGUAUACUGACGCAUACUCUGGCGGUGCAGGUGGCAUUGUCUCCGGACCGGCAGGCAGCGUGUUCAACCUCGUCGGUGGAGCCUUCAAUCUUGCUGGUUCCGCUGUGGGAUACGUAAGCAACACUCUUUCUUCAGUGUUGGGAGGUGGAGGUAGUGCACAGCAAGGCAACCAGCCGCACCCGACCGAUGGACGAUCGCUAGGUAACACGCCGCAAGAGCCGUCAGGCUCGGAAGGUAUUCGCGUGCGAACGCUUGCGGACCAGCGAGCGAGGGAGCCGAGGAACGAACAGCUUUACAAUGGGAAUCAGGUGCGUAAUGACUAG
Molecule: messenger RNA, 1344 nt
Organism: Didymosphaeria variabile
Lineage: Eukaryota; Fungi; Ascomycota; Dothideomycetes; Pleosporales; Didymosphaeriaceae
Exons: 4
Coding region: 1-1344 (447 amino acids)
Molecular function (GO): protein binding
Source: RefSeq, a predicted model, not a curated record